UAUACUAGCACGGGCUCCGUACUACAACUACUACUAGAGAUCAUGUUCUAGAUGUUCUAGUCCUUACUUUACCUCCCAUCAGACAGGAAGUAGUCAAUUAGACACGAGUAUUGUCCUUGGUUAUUUCUAAGAGAUUUAAGUAGAUACUACAACUACAUUCUUUCUUCAAAGAAGAACUUCUACUGAUUCAUUUGCUGUUACUGUUCUUACUGUUUCAACACACCACCAAAACCACAAAAAUGAAGGGACCAAGCAGUCUUUCCAUCCUUAUCGGAUGCAACGUCAAGGGUAGCAACAAAGAAAGCACGAAGUUCCACCUCAACGGCGAAGCUGUCGAUGCUGCUUUCACUCAAUGCACUCUGACCAAUGGCAAGAACGCUAAACUUCUUGUCCGCAGCAGAGUCGCGACGAAAAUGAUGCAGAACAAGACGUCAACAGCAAGUUCGGCCAAAAAGCCGCAGCAAGAAUGGUUCGCAGUGUGCUGUUUGGACAAGGAGAAACCCUCUCAGACAAUGGAACUCUUCGGCCAUUCCGAGGAUUUGGAGUUCAAAGUCGAAGGCGACGGCGAAGUUGACUUGAUCGGUUUCACCGAGAUCGAACAUGAAGACUCCGAAGAAGAGGAAGAAGAGCAAGUUGAUGUACUACAACUUUGAAGAUUAUUCGGAGCUUUCCUUGGAUAAGUUGCAUAUGCCACAUGGACGUUGGACUUAGAGGACCACAUAGACACAAUCACACCAUCGAAUUGACGUUUGAGAAGAACAUCAACAUCUCGUAGUCGUAGUUGUCGCAGCCUGAAGAACUACGUUCAAAAUACAAAAAUGAAGAAAGACUUGCAAAUGAUUUCAAACAAUGUCAAUUUCUCUUUCUCCUAUAUCCUUUUCUCAGGCCAAGCGUCGCAAAAUCGAGGAUGCGUCCCCGAGCGCUAGCUCAGAAACAAAGGAUGCUAAGAAAACCGAAGAGGAAAGCGACGAGGAAGAAGAAGUUAAGGAAUCUAUCUACAAACCUGUCGUGAUCUGAGCCAUGUUGAACUUGAAGUAACUGUAACUAAAUGAUUAUGAUUUAGAUUUCCUGCUCGUGCUCUUGCUGAGUAUUCAUGAUCGUGCUAGUAUCGACACACUUUUUUCUCUAAGAAAACCAGCGACGAGGAAGAAGAAGCCUCCAGCGAGGAAGCUUCUGAUGCUCCGAUCGAGCAGAAAACUCUGAAGCCUGCCGUCGAAAAGAAGGAAGAGGAAAAGAAGUCUACUUCCCCAGUUGCGGAACACGCCAAAGACGAGAUGGAAGUCGACGAAGAGGAUAGCGAGGAAGAAGAGUCAUCGGAUGAAGAAGACGAGGCACCAACCUCAGCACAAGAAGCUGCAGUGAAAAAGGUACAACGACUGGCAGUAGAAUUUAUUAGAUGAAGAUGGAGCAGCUAUAAUCAUUGGUAACUAAGUAGUCUAUGUCAGUCUCCAAUAUCACUCUCUUAAUAUCGUGAUAGUUGUACUAGCUUAUAUAAGUAUUCUAUGUCCUCUAAUAUUUGGGCUCGAUGGCUAAGCCUAUCUCUAUGGCUAGGGUGAGGCAAUCAAACACAAGCACAACUGCGUCGAUUUUCAUUUACUACAUUUUCAGGUCUUAGAAGAGGCUCAGAAGCAGCGUGAAGAUGAGGAUUCCGAAGAAGAAGAAGCUUCCGACGAAGAAGAAGCUUCGGAUGAGGAAGAUGUUGAAGAGAAGCCAGCCACAUCCACCACCAAGGCCGAACAAGUUGAGAAGAAGGCAGAAUCCAAGAAGGCAGACUCUGACGCUGAAAUGGACGAAAGUGCCGAAAUGGAUAGCGAAGAGGAGGAAGAAGAAGCUUCAGAUAGCGAUGCUGAAAUGUUAUGGGGCAAAUAUCGAGCAAAGUUGCACUAUCUAUCUGUGAGUUGUACAAGUAGAGGUACACAGAAGUUCGUAUAUUGGAGAGAGUGAGUAUAUUGGAGAGAGUGAAUGUGAAAGAUAGUGGUCAAAUCAUGUUGUUGAAGAACAAGGAGACCGUCGUGAAUGUUGAUCGUGUUUCUGUACCUGUUUCAGGCUCCUCAACAUCGAUCAUCUCUGAGAAGUUUUAAACCACAGAAUACGCUCUAAUAAGGGAAGUCGCAGACAAGAAGGAAUCCGCGAAGGAAGCCGCCAGCAGUGCAGCAACGACGCCGGCUCGCGCGGAGGAGUCUGACGCCGAUGAUAGUGAGGAAGAGGAAUCUGAUGGCGAGGCAUCUGUCGAGGGCGACUCUGCUGCUGAAGAACAAGAGUCUGCAGAAGAUAGUGACGACGAUGCUAAGGUCAAACAAGGUAAGGGUAAAAAGGGUGAUGGCAAGAAAGGUAGCGGCAAGAAGGGUGAUGGCAAGAAAGGCGGAAAGAAGGGCGACGGAAAAAAGGGCGGAAAGAAGGGCGACGGAAAAAAGGGCGGAAAGAAGGGCGAUGGAAAAAAGGGAGGCAAGGGUAAGGGUAAGGGAAAAGGUAAGGGAAAGGGAAAGAAGUAAGCUCUGAAGCUGCAUGCCUAGAUUUUUAAUAGGAGAACAACUUCUACAAUGAAGAGGUUAGGGUUGACUAAUGGCUUCGAGGAUUCCAUUUCAACUUUUUUUUCUAUAGCCCUCAUGAGAACAAGAACAUGAAAAUGUUGAAGACCCGGCCCAUUCACCACCAGAACUCUACAUUUAGUAGUCAAAAGGACCCUGAUACUGAGAACUCAUACGCCAGAAACGCACGCGCCGUCAUGAAUAAGUAAAUGCAACAGAUAGAACUAGAAGUGUGCUGCUACAUGACAUCAUCUUCAUCUCAAAAAUUUACAGAAAUCUUAGGAAAACGAAAAACAGGAACUAAUAGAUGGUCAUGUAUGAAGACGAGACGACAAAGAGCAGCCUACGCCACAGGCUCAGGCCGUAGAACGAGCACAAAGGGCUAUUAAUGAUCAAAGAGGCGGAGAAGGACGCCCGCGCAGCUCUUUUUGAUGAGAAAAAUGCAACUAAAAGGAACGUCAAAAUAAUAUCGAACCUCUGAAUGAGGCAAAUGCAUCUGAUACAACCAAAUUCAAUACUUCUAGGAUUCUCAAAUGCUGAUCCUUCUCUAUGCAGGAC
Molecule: messenger RNA, 3086 nt
Organism: Amoebophrya sp. A25
Lineage: Eukaryota; Dinophyceae; Syndiniales; Amoebophryaceae
Source: the annotation of a GenBank genome assembly